GUAUGCUCAGUCAAUUCUUGACUUCGGUCGAGAGAAGUUGUACGAUCUGUUGAGGUCUUGGUUGGUGUAAUAUAAAUUAAACCAUGGCUUACGUCAGUGUGGUGCUGUAUUUGGUUUUGCCGGCCCUUGCCCUGCUGUACUACUAUGUGAAACAACACUACCGUUACUGGGCAGCCCGAAAUAUUCCGCAGCUGGACGCAUCGUUCCCGGUCGGUAAUAUGAAAGGCGUUGGCUCUAAGCUACAUUUUAACGAUGUGUUGGGCGAAGCGUACGACAAGGGCAAGGCCAAAUCGUCAUCGCUCGUCGGAAUGUACUUCAUGCUGAAGCCCGUGCUGAUCGUGACAGAUUUGGACAUGGUGAAACGCAUUCUGGUUAAAGACUUUAACAGUUUCCACGAUCGUGGUUUGUAUGUUAACGAGCGAGACGAUCCACUGUCCGGACAUCUGUUUGCGCUGGACGGUGAGCGGUGGCGCUAUCUGCGCAACAAGCUCAGCCCUACGUUCACCUCCGGCAAGAUCAAGCUAAUGUUUACUACAAUUCGCGAGAUUGGUGAUGAGUUUUUGGCAUCGGUAACCCGUUACGUCGAACGGGAAGAACCAAUUGAUGUGAAACUGUUGUCCCAGUGCUUUACGUGUGAUGUGGUAGGAUCGUGUGCGUUUGGGUUGCAGUGCAACUCGUUGAAAAACGAAGGAUCGAAGCUGCUCGAAAUAGGGGAUAAAGUGUUCAAACCACCUGCUUGGAGAAACAUGCUUACAUUUUUGCUAAUUUCCUGCAAAGAUCUGGCGAAACGGUUGCGUCUAGCCGUGCUACCAUCGGACGUGACGUCAUUCUUUAUGCCACUAGUAACUGAAACCGUUAGGGAUCGGGAACAGAACGCGAUUGUAAGGCCCGAUUUCCUCAAUCUGUUGAUACAACUCAAAAAUAAGGGCACGGUUGAGGACGAGUCGGCGGAAGGACUGGAAAAGCUAACGCUGGACGAGGUAGCAGCCCAGGCGUUUGUGUUUUUCUUCGCCGGUUUCGAGACCUCCUCGACGACGCUGUCGUUCGCAUUGUUCGAGCUGGCCAACAAUCCAGAGAUUCAGGAACGGGUGCGUGCCGAAGUGCUGGAAAAGCUCAAGCUUCACGACGGCCAGAUUACGUACGACGCACUCAAGGAGAUGACGUACCUCGAUCAGGUCAUCAAUGAGACUCUUCGCAUAUAUCCACCAGUGCCGAAUUUAAUACGCGUUUCCACACAACCGUACCCGGUGGAGUCAACAAAUGUGACGCUGGACCGAGACACGAUGCUGAUGGUACCGGUCUACGCGAUACAUCACGAUGCAACCAUCUAUCCCGAUCCGAAACGGUUCGAUCCGGACCGGUUUGCACCGGAUGCGGUGCACUCGAGACACACUCACGCAUUUCUGCCUUUUGGGGAUGGGCCACGAAAUUGCAUCGGUAUGCGUUUUGGUUUGCUCGAGGUAAAGUUUGGCAUUGUGCAGAUGAUUAGCAAGCUGCGGUUUACCGUCAGCUCACGUAUGCAGCUGCCGAUUAGAAUGUCCAAAUCGGCAUCAAUUCUGGAGGCCGAAGGUGGUAUCUGGUUAAAUGCGGCCAAGCUGUAAUGGAC
This is a messenger RNA of Anopheles maculipalpis, 1606 nucleotides long. RefSeq names its product cytochrome P450 6a22-like. Gene Ontology annotation, molecular function: monooxygenase activity; iron ion binding; heme binding. Bases 84 to 1601 code for a protein of 505 amino acids. The transcript is spliced from 2 exons. The record is from RefSeq and is a predicted model, not a curated record. Lineage: Eukaryota; Metazoa; Arthropoda; Insecta; Diptera; Culicidae.